Messenger RNA from Mesocricetus auratus (golden hamster), 3840 nucleotides. RefSeq names its product sperm motility kinase X-like. Lineage: Eukaryota; Metazoa; Chordata; Mammalia; Rodentia; Cricetidae. Bases 1 to 1980 code for a protein of 659 amino acids. Gene Ontology annotation, biological process: intracellular signal transduction; microtubule cytoskeleton organization; protein phosphorylation. The transcript is spliced from 10 exons. Gene Ontology annotation, cellular component: cytoplasm. The record is from RefSeq and is a predicted model, not a curated record. Gene Ontology annotation, molecular function: ATP binding; protein serine/threonine kinase activity; tau-protein kinase activity.
AUGGAGCAGGGCAGGGAGGCCUACUACUCCUCCGAGGAGUCCUUCAUGAAGGACUAUAAGAUAAUGAUGACCUUGGGCCAGGGACAUUUUUCCAAGGUCAAACUGGCCUUCCACGUUCCUACUGUAACCUGUGUGGCUGUAAAAGCUGUUAGAAAUAAGAAGAACGCGUCGCUUGUCGAGCGUGAAGUCAACAUCAUGAAAUCUCUCAAACAUCCGAAUAUCAUUCAGUUGUUUUACGUGCUCCAAUCAAGAGAGACCACCUUCUUGGUGAUGGAGUACGCAUCAGAGGGAGAUCUUCUUCGACACAUUCUGGAAGUGGGGUCCUUAGAGGAGAGCGAGGUGCGAAGGCUAUUUACCCAGAUACUCCUUGCUGUGGAGUAUUGCCAUAGCAACCAUAUUGCCCACAGGGACAUUAAGGCCAAUAACAUACUCCUGGACAGCAGAGGUGAUGCCAAACUGUGUGAUUUUGGCCUUGCUGCCAACGUGGCCCCAGGACAGCUGCUGAAGGACUUCUGUGGCACUCUGCUCUACUGUGCCCCAGAGCUCUUUGCAGAGGAGGCCUAUGAUGGGUGUGCCACAGAUAUGUGGAGUCUAGGUGUGCUCCUCUUCCUCAUGGUGGUUGGGCGCUUUCCCUUCCGGGCCAGCUCUCCUAAAGGUGUUAGGCGUCAGAUCCUUGCCGCAAACUUCAGCAUACCUCAGCACGUUUCCAUGGAUAUUUUCAAUGUCAUCGUAGAACUGCUGAUGAUCAACCCGGGAAGGAGGCCGACCAUUGAUCAAAUCAUGAAGCGCCCCAUGAUCAGGGACAGGAAGACUCGUUUGCCACCUGCUUCCACACAGAAACCCCCAGGCGCCCUGAGCCCAAGCAUUGUCAACACCAUGAUGGUCAUGGGGUAUAAACCUGAGGAAAUAAUUGAUUCUCUGAGAGACCAAAACUACAACCAGGUGAUGGCCACUUACCUGAUUCUCCAACACCAGUCUCCUGGCGGAGACUGCUGCCAUCACCAGGUGAAAUGCAUGAAGCCAGACCUUGUCCUCAACCUGGAUGAUCUUCACACCUUCCCUGUGCCCCUAAGGCGAGCUAGCGAGCCUGCUCCCCUGACCUUCAAGACCUUGUCAUCCAAUCCCCAGGAGAGAGAGCAUGAGAAGAAUGCCAGGCAGUAUGGCACAAGGCAUAGCAUGCCUGCCACCCUGUGCUGCCACUCAGAGAGGACCCGACCUCCCCACCUAGUCUACCUGAACAGGCAUCGUGCUCUUUUCCUCACAAGCAGUAUCGAGGAAAUGAGCGAGAAUUUCUCUGAGUCGAUGAUUGGGAAAAGUGGCAGCCUGAGGGCCAGUGUCCACCCAUCAUCACUCUUAAUGUACACUGCUUAUUCUAGUCCAGAGCUCAAUGAGCCCACACGUGACACAGGCAACAGAGCUUCCUGCAGUUACCAAGAGGAAUUCUGGAGCUCAGUGGAGACAGUUCAGAGUGUAACUCCCAAAGGCUCCUCCUCCUCUUGGAAUACAUUGCAGGAAGACACCAUGUCACAAGAAGAAGACAUUACUGAGCAAGUGAAUAUCACACAGGAAGAGGCCAUGAAUGAUGAAGGUACCAUCACACAAGAAACAACCAUAACCCAGGAAGUGUCCAUCACAGAGGAAGUGACUAUAACUCACCAAGAAGCCACCACAAAAGAAGCAACCAUUACCCAGGAAGAGGAUGACACACCUGAUCAGGAUGACUCUAUCACAGAGGAGAAUGCCAUCACCCAUGACCAGCCUGAGGUUGCCGGCCCAGCUUCCUCCCAAAGCCGUAGGCGCCACAGGUGGAAGGGGGUCAAGAGAGCAAUGGUGAACUGCCUCAGACACCUGUGCUGCUGCGUGGCCCCUGCCAAUAGAAGCCAUGACUCCUGUAAGAACCUGGCUGCAAGGAAACAGGAUCGUGGAGUCACCCGCAGAACCAGCGCUGAAGAGGUCCAGACCCAGCUCCGUGGCUUGUGAGCCACGGGUUGGGGAUGGGUCUGGCUGAAAUUCGGACAGCACACAGAGGAGCCAGGCCAGAUGUCCAAGAAUCAGUGUGUCUGCUGGCCACCCGUAUUCAGCUCUCACCAGGCCACCAUUCACAUUGGGAACUGAAUUCUGUACACAACACCAUUUGCCACAGCAUGAGGGAAUGAUGGGUGUCCUGAUCGUGGUCGAGCCUGAAACCUUCAUGGGAGAAGCAACCUCCUGCAGGCCCUGCCUACUGCCAGCCACAGUCUGCUCUCUGCCGGGCGAUGGUUUCUUCCCUUUGUCUCACUCCUUGCAAGUCCAAGCCUUCAGUCAGCUGGGCUAUGGUUGUUUCCAUAGGUUGCUUCAUUUCUCUGUGUCUUUGCAAGUUGCUUUUUCUUCCACAAUAAGCAGCUUUUUGCACACCAUUUGGGAGAGCUUCCUGGAAACCAUCCCUGUCCACCCAACAGUCACAUGGGCAUGAACUCAACUUGUGUCCUCUUUCUCCCUAAACUGUUCCAACAUGCCAUGGCAGGAACCACAGAGAACUCUCUGUGAGUGUUGUGCAUGGUCUGUCUGUCCAGCUUGUCCCUAAAGUGAACCCAGGAAGAGACGGUUCCUGGAAUCAUCAUCUUGCUGGGACAUUGUCUGUGCUCCCCAGCAUGUCCCUAUCGUGUUCCCUGAAGAUGAAACAUAUUUUACUGACGUGUCCUCUGAGCAACACUAAGCUCAUAGGAAAGAUACUUUUGUACAGAAUCUGAGAAGAAAGCAGUGUCUUAUUCCUCUCUGAGGCGGAACGAGCACCCCAGAUCCCUAUGCUUUCUCAAAACACCAUCUACAACUGCGGGAAAGGAGAAUUCCCAGGAUACUGUGCUGGCCUUAGACACUGGACUUGGCUGAGCUGCUUAGAGAGAACUGAGGAGGACUUCUCAGGACUCUGUCCAGCCUGGGAGGGAGAUCUGCCUUGGCAUGCUGAUCAUAUUCAUACAACUAUAUUGUUUGCCUGCCCUCCAUCCACUGGAAUGUGGACCACCUGGUUUCCUGUAUGCAGUACAGGCUGCCAAGAAUGGCGACCCUGCUGCACCCAACUGAGUGUUGGGGCUACAGAUGACCUGACUUUCUACUGAGAGUCUUUUGAAGGACCACAAACACGAGCGUAGCCUUUUCUUCUGAAGCUGGUGAGCUGUGACCUGGGUGGGAGGGAGGUAAAGGAAGCUGUCCCCAUCCCAUGCCAUGUCAAGGACACUCAGCUCCGUGGGGCAGAAUGGAAGGCAGAAGCCUCUCCAGUGCAUGUCCACAGCAGCAGCUGAUGAUAGUAGGAAGAUGAAGCCUCACAUUGCUUGAAGAUGAAAACAGAGCUUCCAGAUGUGCAGUGAAUAUUUCGAGUGAUUCACAUCUGGAAUUGGCUGAGCAUGGAGUCAUCUCUUGUGCAGUGUACUGAGGAGCUGUUCAAGCUGGGCUGUCCUGAUUUUCCUGAACCGAUUUCAUAGACACACUGCUGCUCCUGGACAUGCCGUCCACAAUUGAGAUGACUGGGUUGUGAGUCAAGACUGUGAAAUCCAUACCUGGAGCAGACUGGCCUUUGUGUCACAGACAGUUGCCUGCUUCUGUCUCCCAAGUGCUGGGAUCAGAGGCGUGCACCACCACAAACAUGACCACACUUGACUGCAGGUGCUUCAACCUUGCUGGACUUGAGAAAGCCUGUUUCCAAAACACAAGGUGUACAUAUCUCUUGGUUCUAGGAGGUUUCAGAAGCCAAGGGAGAUGACUUUGCAGUAGGAGAAAAGAAGACCACCUCCAUCAAUUCUACUAGCACCCCCAAAUCAUUGAGUUAUGUUUCUUAAGUUGGAAAUAAAUUAAAUUCUUUAAUGA